AUGGCCACUGCAGUCGCCCACCAGCCCCCCGCCCCCGCGGCCAAGUUCCACGCCGGCAAGGUACGGCACACGACCUCUCCGCUCGACCGCGCUGCCGCCGCGGAAGCGGCACAGGACGCCGCGGCGCGCGCGUUCGCCCCGCCGACCACGGUGCCGGCGUACACCCCGUCGACGGCCGACCUGGCCGACCUGCUCGCCCACUCGCACGUCCACACGUCCCCGUCGCUCGGGACCGAGUUCCGCGCGCCGUCCCUCGCCGCCGCGACGGACGGCAAGCCGUCCCUGUCUAUCCGGGACGUGCUCGACGACGAGGCGCGCAUCAAGGCGCUUGCCCGGCUCGUGUCCGAGCGCGGCGUCGUCUUCUUCCGCGACGCAAUCAUCACGCCCAAGGAGCAAGAGGUGCUCGUCCACCGGCUUGGCCUGGCCGGCGGCAAGCCCACCUCCUCGGGCAUCCAUAUCCACCCGUACACCCUCCAAGGGGAGGAGCACGGCGAUGGGAUUCUCAAGAUCUCGAGCGCCGACCAGGGCAGCCGCGCGCUCAAGCGCCAAGACCAGGCGAGCCUCCUCAACCGCCACAAGGGCAACCUCGAGUGGCACUCGGACAUCUCGUUCGAGCGCGUCCCGUCAGACUACGCGACGCUGCAGGUCCGCAAGCUCCCGCCCAACGGUGGCGGCGACACCGUCUGGGCGUCAGGCUACGACGCGUACGAGCGGCUGUCGCCCGCGACGCGCGCGUACCUCGAGGGCCUGACGGCGUACCACGACGGGUCGCACUUCCACGACAACAUCAGCGAGCACGGGCAGAAGCUGCGCGACAUCUCGCGCGGCGCGCCCGAGAACACGGGGCCCGAGCUCGACGCGGUGCACCCCGUGAUCCGGACCAACCCCACGACGGGGUGGAAGACUCUGUUCGUCCCGCGCAACUUCACGCGCCGGAUCAACGAGCUCACGGCCGCCGAGAGCGACAACCUGCUCGAGUUCCUCUGGGACCACGUCGCGGCCAACCACGACAUCCAGACGCGCUUCCGCUGGGAGGAGAACAACCUCGCCAUCUGGGAUAACAGGAGCACGUACCAUGCGCGCACUUGGGACACGACCGAGCUCCGCGAGGGCACCCGGUCGGUCAGCCUCGGCGAGCGGCCCUUCUUCGACCCGCAGAGCAAGGGCCGCCGCGAGGCGCUCGGCCUGGACAAGUAG
Vanrija pseudolonga is the source of this 1197-nucleotide messenger RNA. Its product is annotated as Putative alpha-ketoglutarate-dependent sulfonate dioxygenase. The record is from RefSeq and is a predicted model, not a curated record. Gene Ontology annotation, cellular component: cytoplasm. NCBI's taxonomy places the organism in Eukaryota, Fungi, Basidiomycota, Tremellomycetes, Trichosporonales, Trichosporonaceae. The coding region runs from base 1 to 1197 and encodes 398 amino acids. Gene Ontology annotation, molecular function: 2-oxoglutarate-dependent dioxygenase activity. The transcript is spliced from 2 exons.